Leptopilina heterotoma is the source of this 5292-nucleotide messenger RNA. RefSeq lists its product as uncharacterized. Gene Ontology annotation, molecular function: nucleic acid binding. The record is from RefSeq and is a predicted model, not a curated record. Bases 1 to 5292 code for a protein of 1763 amino acids. Gene Ontology annotation, biological process: DNA integration. NCBI's taxonomy places the organism in Eukaryota, Metazoa, Arthropoda, Insecta, Hymenoptera, Figitidae. The transcript is spliced from 3 exons.
AUGAGUGUACAUCAUUCUCCCAGAAACAAAUCAACCAACAACACAGAAUCUUCAGAAUCAACUACAGCUGAGGAUUCAUUUUACAUUCCACCACCUCCACCCUUUCCGCCAACGUCUGCUGUUAGAAACACACAACCUAGGAAAACUCUACCACAAAGGUCUAGCUCCAGAGGAAUAACAAUUACAGCAACCAUGCCGGUAAACAUCGACAACUUAAAAUCAAAGCGAAAAACGUUCAAGUCAAGGUUGACAAGAACAAGCAAUUGGCUAAAAAGUGAUGAAGCAAAGGACGCUUUGACAGAAACCAUUGAAUUAAAGCUUACUGAUCUUGUGGUAAAAUUUUCUGAGUGGGAAGCAGACCAAGCACAGCUGCUUUUUCUUGAUCUUGAACAUGAAGAGGAUCACGAGAAGGAAGCCGACGCAAUCACCAACACCUACUUCAAUAUCGCUGGAGAAUUAAAACGUUUUUUAAAUCAGAGGACAGGACCGUCUUCUAGUCAAAUCACAUCUACGAUUCGACAAAAUAAUUCUCCAGAUGUCAACAGUCAAGACGGAGGAGCCUCUGCCAAACUUCCAGAAGUUGCACUACCAACCUUUGAUGGAAGUUUUGAAAAUUUCCGCCGCUUUCACGACGAAUAUCAGGCAGUCAUUCAUGGAGAAUCAGCAGAUCUGAUCAGUGAAUUAGAAAUUACUGGGGAAAAUUAUGAGAUUGCCUGGAAGUUGUUACAGGAUACUUAUAAUAAUCCACGGUUGAUCCUACGACGCCAUUGUUCGCUGUUGAUGUGCCUGUAUAAAAAAAAGGAUUCGCCGCGUACUCUAAUCGACAUUGUGAAUUCCGUUCGUGCACAAUUACGUCCAUUGGAUACUCUUGGAACAAAAGAAGAACAAUACAAUGCCUUCCUUGUAACUAUAGUUCUCAGUCUCAUCAACGACGACAUCGCUUUUCAAUGGGAAAAUAGCCUGGAGGACAAUAAGAUGCCAAAUGUGGAAAAAUUACUUGAUUUUCUGCAAAAAAUUGGAUUGAGCAAAAAAUCUACUGAAGCCAGUAAAAUCUUACAAAAGAAGGAAGACAACAGAAGGCCUGACACAAGGAACAAGGACAAGAAUAAGCAACAUCAAGCAACCAAUAGCCCCAGAAAUGCAACACAUAGUUUUCAUCUCAGUGUACAAAAGAAAUGUCCUGUAUGUCAAGCCGAUCAUUCAAUCUACAGAUGUCCUAAGUUUCAAGAAAUGAAUCAAGAAAAACGACUUAAGCUGGUGUACAAUCAGAGCCGCUGCAUCAACUGUUUGGGUCUCGGACAUGGUUUACAAACAUGUCAAUCCAGAAAUUGCUCUAUCUGUGGAGAUUUCCCAGGUGAUGAUAUUCUUCCCACAGCAGUAAUACAUAUUCUCAAUAAUUCUCAGCAACUUGUUCCAUGCCGGACGCUGCUUGACACUGGAUCAUCUACAAAUUUCAUCACCACGGAACUAGCUGAUCAACUUCAGCUGGAGAAAAUUAAGUGCUCAGUAUCGGUGGGUGCCCUUAAUGACCUCUCUACAGUCUCGAACUAUUAUGUGACUGCAACUAUUCGUUCUCGAUACAAUAAUUUUGAAAGGACACUCAAUUUUCUAGCCAUACCGGCAAUUUCGUCAUCGAUUCCAGGUCAACAACUGGAUAGGAAGUCCUUUCAGAUGCCUCACUCAAUUCGUCUACAACUUGCGGAUCCAGAAUUUCACAAAUCUGCACCUGUUCAAUUGCUUUUAGGAUCUGGAUCUUCAAUCUCUACACUUGCUGUCGGACAACUCAAAAUUUCUGACACUGCUAAUCUCAUCGCACAGAACACUAUGUUAGGAUGGACGAUUUGUGGAAAUAUUCAUGAUACUCAUUGUGAAAAAUCUCAAUGCCAUACCACUACCAACAUUAUCAACGAAUUAAAAAGAUUUUGGGAAAUUGAAGAUGGAAUUUCCUGUCAAAAACACCUGUCUCCUACCGAAGAAGCAUGUGAAAGGCACUUUGUUGAUCAUGUUUCUCGGACCUCGGAAGGACGGUAUAUGGUCGCAUUACCGUUCAACGAACUGAAAAAUCAACUCGGUUCUUCACGCAGUCAAGCUCUACGUCGAUUUCUAGCUCUAGAAAGGCGACUCAAAUCCAAUGUUAAUCUGUGGAAAGAAUAUUGCAAGGUCAUCGAGGAAUACAAACAACUAGGACAUAUGAAAAAACUAGAGAAUGAAGUUGAAGAAGGCUUCUAUCUUCCACAUCACGCUGUGAUCAAGAUGUCCAGCAUGACCACCGUAGUACGACCUGUCUUCGAUGGAUCUACCAAAACCAGCAACGGAUGUAGUCUUAACGACAUCCUUUUGAUUGGACCAACAAUUCAAGACGACAUCAUCGCUCUCCUUCUACGCUUCAGACUUCCCAAGUACGUGUUGACUGGUGACAUCGAGAAAAUGUAUCGGCAAAUUCUGGUACGACCUGAAGAUAGAAAAUUCCAGCGAAUCUUCUGGAGAGACCAUUCAACAGAAAAGGAACCAACCGUGUAUGAACUUCAGACUGUUACUUUCGGUCUAUCUCCAGCUCCUUAUCUAGCAAUUCGUUGUCUUCAUCAACUAGCAGAUGACGAGAAGAUAAAUUAUCCGCUUGCUUCCAAGAUUUUGAAGCAAGAUCUUUAUGUGGAUGAUUUAUUAACUGGUGCUGAUUCUCUUCAAGAAAUCAUGGACAUCCGAGAUCAAAUGAUUGAUCUAUUACGACAAGGUGGUUUCAAUCUUCGCCAGUGUGCAUCAAACUCUCCAUCUGUGCUUCAAGGACUACCAGAUUGUGCGAUCAACAUCAAACUACUCGGGGGAGACGAUUCCCUAUUGAAAGCUCUAGGAAUACAUUGGGAUUCUAAAAAUGAUGUCAUCGUCUACACAGUCAACCCUAUAGCUACUAAGGACGUGAUCACGAUGCGAACAAUAGCUUCUGAUAUCGCUCGCAUUUUUGAUCCUCUGGGAUUGUUGAAUCCCGUGAUUGCUCAUGCUAAAAUCAUUCAGCAGGAACUAUGGAGAUUAAAAUUAGAUUGGGAUGAUUCAGUGCCACAGGAAAUUUGCACAAAAUGGCAAGAUUUCGCUUCUCAACUGACUCUUCUGAAUGAUUUAAGUUUUCAACGACAUGUAAGUGUUUUAAAUGCUAAACACAUCGAACUUCAUGGAUUUUCUGAUGCGAGUGAACGAGCUUAUGGAGCGUGUAUCUAUCUACUUACUGUGGACAUGGAUGGAAACAAGAACGUUCAACUCUGGUUUGCCAAGUCAAGAAUAACUCCCUUAAAAAGCUCACAGACAAUACCACGUCUGGAGUUAUGUGCUGCCGAAUUAUUGUCUGACAUCUAUACAUCUUUGAAAAAAGCAACUGACAUCAACCCUGACAAAGUAUUUUUCUGGACUGACUCCAUGAUUGCACUCCAAUGGAUCCAAAAAUCACCACACAUGCUUCAAACCUUCGUUGCUAAUCGUGUGUCAAAAAUCCAACAACGAACAGAAACUCAACAGUGGAGACACAUUCGCACCCAUGACAAUCCAGCAGAUGCUAUUUCCAGAGGACAAUUGCCAAUAGAUUUCACGAAAAAUUUGUUAUGGAGAAAUGGACCUGAGUGGCUCACCGGGGGAGAAAACACUUGGCCUUACACACCUAUCGAGGUAGCUGCUGAAGUUCCUGACGUCAAGAAAACUGUAUGCUUGACCUCGUCUACAAAACCAAGGUCAUCUCAAUCAUCUACAAAGGUACCAACAUCUGAGAAUUUUCUAUUGUCUAGAUUUUCCUGUUAUCGCAAGCUGCGCAGAUUUGUGGCCUUGGUAUUACGCUGGUUAACUAUCUACAAAAAAAGACGGACUGCUGAUCAUCAACAACUUGGCCAAAUUAAAGUGUCCAACCGAUGUCUAACUGUUAAUGAGCUGGAUGCUGCAACAACACGUAUUCUAUUACUCUCUCAACGUGCAACGUUCUUGGAAGAAUUCAAACUGUUAGAAGCCGGAGAGUUUGUAUCAAAAACAAGCAAACUUCAUCAUCUCAAUCCAUUCAUUGACGACAACGGCUUAAUUCGAGUUGGUGGACGAGUCGAGAAGGCAAAAACAAUCAGCUUCGAUGAGAGGCAUCCAAUCGUUUUGCCACCAUUUCAUCAUGUGACUCGCCUGAUCAUCACAGCGACUCAUCACGACAAUUUUCACACUGGUUGUCAGUCAACACUCCAUCUCUUGCGAAGAAGAUUUUGGCCCAUAGACGGACGUCGACAAAUACGUCUUAUAAUCAACAAGUGUAUCACUUGUGUCCGAUUUAAACCGCCGCCAGUAAAUUAUCUCAUGGGAGAUCUUCCAGCCGAACGAGUGAUUCAAUCCAAACCUUUUGAACAUACUGGAGUCGACUACUGUGGUCCACUUUUCAUCAAGGAGAAGAAGCACAGAAAUCGUGGCAAGGUCAAGGUCUGGGUCUCGAUUUUUAUCUGUUUCACAACCAAGGCAGUGCAUAUUGAGGUUGUUGAUGACCUCAGUACAGAAGAAUUUCUUGCAGCAUUCAGCCGUUUCAUCUCACGGCAUCCUGCUUGCAAUUCCAUGCACUCGGAUAAUGGUACCAAUUUUGUCGGAGCCAACAACGAACUACAGGAGUUGUUCAAUCUUUUGGAAACAGAAGAUCAUCAAGAGAAAAUUCAGCAUCAUCUGGCUCAGCAACGGAUUCAGUGGAAUUUUAUUCCCCCUCAUGCUCCUCAUUGUGGUGGACUUUGGGAAGCGGCAGUGAAAUCAUUCAAGCAUCAUCUAAGGAGAGUCAUAGGCGAUCAACUCUUGACUCAUCAACAACUGAAUACUCUGUGUAUCAAAAUUGAAGGUAUUCUAAAUUCCAGACCUCUGACUCCUUUGUCAUCGGAUCCAAACGAUUUAGGUGUGCUCACUCCAGCUCACUUUCUCUAUGGAAGUUCAACUCGAGAUAUUCCAGCUCCAGACUUUUUACACACACCAAGCAAUAAACUGGCAUACUGGGAACAUCUCGAAAAACUCAAGCAAGAAUUUUGGUCCAGAUGGCACAAAGAAUACCUGAGUGAACUCCAGAUCCGAAGCAAAUGGACUGAUGGCAGCCACAUGAUCAAGGAAGGAUCCUUGGUGUUACUUCGAGAAGAUAACCUUCCUCCAAUGCAGUGGCGAAUGGGCCGCAUUGUAGAAGUCUUCCCAGCUGACGACAAAAUUAUCAGAAAGGUCAAGGUAAAGACUUCUACCGGACGUGGAGAUUUUCAACGAAAUACAAUCUUAGAACGUAAUGUUAAAAAACUGUGCCUUCUGCCUACUGAAUGA